Diospyros lotus (date-plum) is the source of this 1458-nucleotide messenger RNA. RefSeq lists its product as uncharacterized. Gene Ontology annotation, cellular component: signal recognition particle receptor complex. Gene Ontology annotation, molecular function: GTP binding; GTPase activity. Gene Ontology annotation, biological process: protein targeting to ER. NCBI's taxonomy places the organism in Eukaryota, Viridiplantae, Streptophyta, Magnoliopsida, Ericales, Ebenaceae. The record is from RefSeq and is a predicted model, not a curated record.
UUGGAUUCUAACUCUUUGUUUUCCAGUUUGGGUUGGUUUACGAACCUUCCCAUUACUGGAUUAAAAACUUGGGUUGGGUAAAGACCAUUUUAAUGCCUGGUCUCAGAAUGUUUGACUAGGACAAACACUUUCUACUGUUUAUACAAUUUGCAAGCUUCCCAAGUGAAUUCCUAUUGCUCUAGCAAAUUUUUUGCCACCAUCUCUGGUCAGGUGCAUUUCUACAAUCUACAAGUUGUCAAUCCCAUUCUAUUUGCUAAUUCAAUAUUGACACUUUUUAUUGAUCUGAUUGGAAAAAUUUGAAAUUUAUGUAUUCUUGUUGAUUGAAAGAGUGUAAACAUGGAGACGGAUGGGUUUGAGCAAUUGAAGAAUCAGUUGAAGGAGUGGUUACAAGAAGCUGAAAAAUUGGUUGAGCAGAUACCUCAAACUCAACUUUAUGCAACAAUUGGGGCUCUGGUGCUGACUACCUUUCUCCUCUUAUUAGCUCGUUUGUUCAGGAGCACAAAGCCCAACACCAUUGUUCUGACUGGGUUAAGUGGAAGUGGAAAAACUGUUAUUUUCUACCAACUACAAGAUGGCUCUUCCCAUCAGGGUACUGUGACCUCGAUGGAACCAAAUGAAGGUACUUUUGUGCUACAUUCUGAAAAGAGCAAGGAGGGCAAAAUAAAGCCUGUUCAUAUUGUUGAUGUCCCUGGGCAUUCUCGUCUUCGACCCAAAUUAGAUGAGUUCUUUCCUCAAGCAGCUGGCAUAGUGUUUGUAGUGGACGCUUUGGAAUUCUUGCCAAAUUGCCGUGCUGCUUCAGAGUACCUCUAUGAUAUUUUGAGGGCAGUUGUUGUAAAGAAGAAAAUUCCCAUACUUAUCCUCUGCAACAAGGUGGAUAAAGUGACCGCACACACCAAGGAGUUCAUACGGAAACAACUGGAGAAAGAAAUCGACAAUCUCCGGGCCUCAAGAACUGCUGUAUCAGCAGCUGAUGUUGCUAAUGAAUACUCUCUUGGUGUCCCUGGCAAAGCCUUCUCAUUCUCUCAGUGCCUGAACAGAGUGACUGUUGCAGAAUCCUCUGGCUUGACUGGUGAAAUAACUCAGCUGGAGCAGUUCAUCAGGGAGCAUGUGAAGGGUUAACAGGAUAAUUUUACUUAUUCCCAACUGAAUUGUAUCUCAAGAUUAAUUGGUCUUCCUGGCUUAAUGCUGGAGUAUUUCAAGAAGUAAUGGCCAAAUAAAUUGCAAGAGUGGAAGGGAAAAAGAUCUGAAGCUACAGUUAAGGCAUUCAAGUCAUAUCAUGGAGGUUGUGGUUCUGGUUGUCUGGGUGUACUUGAACCACUUAUGGAUACAAUGUCAUUGGUAUCCUGUAGUAAUAUGCAAGCACAUAGUGUUUGAGACUUUGGGAUGAAUGGCUGCAAAUUGCCAGGAACCGUCGCAUAUUCUACAUUCUUUGAUGCAUCUGAAUUUUUCUUAGCGUCA